Cololabis saira (Pacific saury) is the source of this 3360-nucleotide messenger RNA. RefSeq names its product adhesion G protein-coupled receptor A1-like. Lineage: Eukaryota; Metazoa; Chordata; Actinopteri; Beloniformes; Belonidae. Gene Ontology annotation, molecular function: G protein-coupled receptor activity. The transcript has 7 exons. Gene Ontology annotation, biological process: G protein-coupled receptor signaling pathway; cell surface receptor signaling pathway. Bases 479 to 2554 code for a protein of 691 amino acids. Gene Ontology annotation, cellular component: plasma membrane; postsynaptic density; glutamatergic synapse. The record is from RefSeq and is a predicted model, not a curated record.
GAGAGGAGGAGGAGGAUCAGAGCUGGAGCUGGAUCAGGAUCAGGUCUGGAUCAGGUCUGAGCUGGAUCAGGUCUGAGCUGGAUCAGGAUCAGGUCUGGAUCAGGUCUGGAUCAGGUCUGAGCUGGAGGAGAAGAGGAGAAGAGGAGGAGGAGAAUCAGAGCUGGAAUCAGAACCAGGUCUGAUGGAUUCAGGGCAGCAGGGACCCUGGGGGGGGUCCAGACCAGGACCUGGACCUGGACCCGGAUCCUCUGGACCCUCUGGACCCUCUGGACCAGACCAGACCUGGACCUGGAACCUCUGGAGAGGCUGCUGAAACCGGACCAGAUGACCCCCAAACCCUGAAACUGGACCAGACCUGUUGAAACCAGACCUGCUGAAACUGGACCAGAUGAAACCGGACUAGAUGAAACCGGACCAGAUGACCCCCAAACCCCGAGAGACCAGACCUUCAUCCUGAAGAACUGAUCCAUUCAAAUCAAUGGAUUUGAAGCGAGUGCUGUCGUUCCCUCCGUACCCGGGAGAUUACCUGCACCCGGUGGUUUACGCAUGCACCGCCGUCAUGCUGCUGUGCCUGCUGGUGUCCAUCAUGACCUACGUGGUCCACCACAGAAACAUCCGCAUCAGCAGGAACGGCUGGCACACUCUCCUCAACUUCCUGUUUCACACGGGACUGACAUUUGGAGUGUUUGCUGGAGGCAUCAAUCAAGUCAACGUCCCCUUCGUCUGUCAGAUCGUCGGCAUCGUCCUCCACUACGCCUCCCUGUCCACGCUGCUCUGGCUGACGUUCACCGCCCGGAACAUCUGCAAGGAUGUUUCCAGAGACCCGGGCCAGACCCGGGACCGGAAAGGUCCGGCCCAGACCCGGUCCAAGCCCAGCGUCCUCAGGUUUUACCUCGUCGGUGACGGAGUUCCUCUCGUCAUCGUCGGCGUCACGGCAGCGUUUGGUUUGGACAACUACGGCAGCCGGGACAGCGCCCCAUACUGCUGGAUGGCGUGGGAGCCGAGCCUGGGCGGGUUCUACGGCCCCGCCGGCCUGCUGGUGCUCGUCAUGGCCGGCUACUUCCUGCUCAGCUACGUGCGGCUGCGGCUGCACCCGGAGCGGCGCUACGAGCUGCGGCUGCUGAGCGAGGAGCGGCCGCAUCCGUCCUCCGAGUCCAACCAUGUCCGGCGUGACGGGGGCGGAGCCUCGUGCCCCAACGGGGGCGGAGCCGCCAACGGCUGCUUCCCCGCCGGCGCCACCGUGCUAGCCAACGAGCACUCGUUCAAGUCGCAGCUGCGCGCCGCGGCCUUCACCUUGUUCCUGCUGCUGUCCACGUGGGCGCUGGGCGGCGCGGCGGUGGCGCUAGGACACUUCCUGGACAUGGUGUUCAGCUGCCUGUACGGCGCCUUCGUGGUCACGCUGGGGCUGUUCCUGCUCAUCCAGCACUGCGCCAAGCGGGACGACGUCUGGACGCGCUGGUGGGGCUGCUGCAGGGCCGGGGCGGGGUCCGAGGAGGGCGGGGGGGGCCCAGAGCCCGAGGGCGGCCCCCCCAGGCCGGAGCACCAGCCGCACUGCCACCUCAGCUCACCGUGCCCUGGCAAGCCGCCGCCGCCGCAGCACCUCCUGCAGAGCUACGACCCCAUGAUGCCGCCGCCCCCCCCGAUGAUGCCGCCGCCCCCCCAAAGUCCGGUUCCGGCCCCCGGUGGCCUCGGGGCCCCCGGCAGCCUCGUGGGGCCCCCCUCCGGCCCAUGCUGUCUGGCGGUGCUGAGCCCCCCCCUCUCGCCGGCGGCAGCGUUGCCGUCGCCGCGGCCCCAGUCUCUCCCGGACGAGCUCCCGCGGCCGGCGCUGCCGCUGCAGAGCUGCCUGGCCGACCGGACCAAGUCCCGGUCCUUCCACCGGCCGCGGCCCCCCUACCUGCAGGACUACCGGGCCCACGGGGCCUCCCUCAGCCUGGACGGCAGCGUCUGCAGCUCCCACCUGGACAGCCCCCUCGCCGCCGCCGCCGGCCCCUGCAGCCCCCACACCGCCUGUUCCAGCCCCCACCCGGACCUGCAGCUGCCCGGCAGCCCCCACCCGGACCUCCAGGCCUGCCUGGGCCUCCAGCGCCAGACCUCCUGCCACAGCGUCCAGGACUCGCUGGCCUCGCUGGCCUCCUGCCACAACCACAACUUCCAGGGCAGCGUCACUUCCUGCCACAACAACCUGCAGGGCAGCGUCACUUCCUGCCACAACAACCUGCAGGGCAGCGUCACUUCCUGCCACAGCCUGCUGCUGCCGUCCUGCCCGUGGCCCCCGUACCCACCCCCUCCCGCCGACCCGACCUCCGACCCCUGCUGCUGCCGGAACCCGGACCUGUUCGCCUGUCCGCCGGACCCCAUCAGGGAGAACGAGGGCUACCUGUCGGACUUGGAGACGCGGGGAUUCCCCAGGAACACGUUACCGCGGCAACACGCCACCCUCAGCCGCCGCGCCGCCAUCGGCCGCAACCGCAGCCUGCAGGAGGACGGCCUGUUCGGUUCGGACGCUACCGGAAACAUCCGGACCGGUCCGUGGAAGAACGAGACCACGGUGUAGUCGGGAAGAACGGGACCGCGGUCCCGCCGGGAACUGCAGAUCUCUCUAGUCUGGGUUUCCUGCCCUUCAGCUCGGCCCUCCAACCACCGCCAGAGUUUUUAGAGACUUUAUUGUCCUGACGAUGUUUCAGACCCCUUUUCUCACAGAUUUUAGACGUUUUGCUAAUAACUUUUCUAAGGAUCCUUCAAUCACAUGAAAGGUUCAGUUGAUUUUGUCCUCCAUGAUGUUUAGAGUCGGUGCUGGAGCCUCAUGCAGCUCAGUAAUCGGCAACCGGGGCUCAGUCUGAUCCUCAGGUCCAGGUAGAUCCAGGUAGAUCCAGUUAGAUACAGGUUGGUGUCGGCUCUCUGACAUUCCUACUAAUGACUCUCGACCAAAAGGCCUUCACAGAUUCAAACAGCUGAAGUAAAGAGAGUAAAUGAGUCGACACCGACUCUAAAAAGCAGGUUCCUGGAUCCAGAGAGACGACUUUACCGAAGAUGGAGGCUCAGUGAAAUCCAGUUUAAACUAGACUUGUAGUCAAAACCACUUAAAACAAGAGCAGACAGUGUUAAGACCAAGACUAGUUCAGCUCCAGACCAAGACAAGACCAGGACAGACCGAGUCCGGACGAGACCAAGACCAAGACUCUACCAAGAUACUACCAAGACACUACCAAGACACUACCAAGACACUACCAAGAUACCACCAAGAUACUACCAAGACACUACCAAGAUACUACCAAGAUACUACCAAGACACUACCAAGAUACUACCAAGAUACCACCAAGAUACUACCAAGAUACUACCAAGACACUACCAAGAUACUAC